AAAGACAUCAAGACAACCAUAAGAAAGCAAGAAAAAUACAAAAGAGCAAUGGACAAAAAAACAAAGGCAGAAAUCAACAUCAACCACAAAAUCUCUCCCCGCGCAACCGUGCGCUCAGAACAACAACCACAACCAGCCCGGGACACAAGAACAAGAACAAGAACUCCUCUUCCGUCUCGACAGCAGGAUAUUCGGCAGACAAGGGAGUAUAAAGUUGCUUCUAGGAGAUGGACGUCGACGAUAGUCGCGCUCCCGAUCCUGUUGUAUACGUCUUAUGUUCUUUAUGAGCGUGCGUAUGGGAAUCAGAGCCCCAAGCAUCUUGGGAAUGUGGAUUCGGCGAAGUCAGAUCAAAGUCAGGUUCCAAAAUGAGAUGCAAAUGCCCUUCUGGUGUAAUUUCAAUUUUCGAUGCCUGAUGAAAGUUGAACUGGUGAAUGGGAAAGAUUUGUAUGAUUACUCGGUUGCAUUCUUCCUUUUGGCGUGUGUAUAUAACUGUUGAGGUUAUGUGUUAUUAGACAUCAAGGUGCCUAUACUGUUGGUAUUCAUUCCAUCUACAUCCCCUACCAAAUUUGAAACUAUUGGGACUGGGACAUCACCUCGUGAAUCAUUAGAAAAGGCAAAACCACAGAAACGACCAGUAGUGAUCGUACA
Messenger RNA from Monascus purpureus, 648 nucleotides. Lineage: Eukaryota; Fungi; Ascomycota; Eurotiomycetes; Eurotiales; Aspergillaceae. The record is from the annotation of a GenBank genome assembly.